Molecule: messenger RNA, 6929 nt
Organism: Neodiprion virginianus
Lineage: Eukaryota; Metazoa; Arthropoda; Insecta; Hymenoptera; Diprionidae
Gene: KrT95D
Product: phosphofurin acidic cluster sorting protein 2
Exons: 12
Coding region: 327-2855 (842 amino acids)
Biological process (GO): protein localization to plasma membrane
Source: RefSeq, a predicted model, not a curated record
GAAUCAUCAUCAGUUGGCCGUGAGAAACCUACGCGAUUAGAGGAAGCCGAUGCCGUGUCGGUGGCGGGAAGUCGGUCAGUGACUCGCUCGAACGUCGUCGGUCUGCGGGCGUACGAGUGAAAAAGUGUGAAACACUUAGUGCCAGUGAUAGAUUGCAGUGUCGACUUCGCGUUGUUACCGGGUUCGAGCCGCAAGCCGCCUCUGCGUCGGUCUUACUUCGUUCUCAUGUUCGCGGGUAGUGGCGGCGGCUCGCCCCGCAUCAUCGGUAAUCCCGGGGGGAGUCAUCCGCAUCCGUAGGUAUUGUGUUGUAUCUUGGCGCCGGAAAAAUGGCGGAAAGAAACAAGGUAACGACCCCGGCCGCCCGCCCCGUCCCCAUGAAGCUCUUUGCUACGUGGGAAGUCGAUCGCACGCCGCCCAACUGCAUACCGAGACUUUGUUCAUUGACACUGAGCCGGUUGGUUCUUCUGCGACCGUUGGGUGCAGAUCUGGCGUCGAUUAGUCUAGCCGUUAAAAUGCAGAGUUCAAAGAGAACACUCAGAUCUAACGAGAUAGCCGUACCGGCUACCGGUAUGUUGGACACUGAGCUGGAACUUCAGUUCGCCCUACAGUAUCCCCAUUUCCUCAAAAGGGAUGGAAACAAGCUCUUGAUACUUUUGCAAAGACGUAAGAGGUACAAGAACAGAACAAUGCUUGGGUAUAAAACCCUUGCCGAAGGAAUCAUCAACAUGGCACAGGUUCUGCAGAAGCAGAUGGACCUCGAGCUCGAGCUCAUUUCUGACAAGUCGGAAAAGUAUGGCGGUCAUUCCGUUGUUCUCGCCAAGGUUAGCGUUGUCGCGCUGAGUUCGCAGCCUGUCGACCACGACAAGAGGCUCUUGAACGAUCCUAGCGAAAGACUGGGUACCGAGUUCAGCGAUGACGAGGAAGAAUUUAGCUCCGAAGGAGAGGCUGAAGGCAGCGACAGCGAACCCACCCUGGAAGUACACAGGAGAAAGAGUAGAGCGAAAAUACCCGCCAAUGCCAGGCAAAGAAACUUGAAGCAGAAAUUCAUUGCACUACUGAAAAGGUUCAGAGUUUCCGAGGAACUGGAACACGACCAGGAAGAGAUCGGGCAAAAACUUUCAGGCGGCGACAUGGAAAUCGAGGAGUUGUUUGACGAGCUGGAAGAUUUGUCUGACAGCGGACCAGAGCUUGACACAAUGUCAGUCAGCAGCACUCCAAAGCCAUCAUUAAGGCCGUUCUUCAGCUCUAGUCGAUCUCUUUUGGCGCCGAUGCAUACAGUAGUAACCGGCGAGGAAAUCGGUACCAACUCCGCUAACGCCGUAGCUCAACCUCAUUCCUGUCUGGCUACCAAAGAGAAGAAUCGUAUCGGACACACUACCCCAGAACGCGGGGUCGACCGACUUAGCGACGACAGUUCGAGGAGGGCAGACAGCGAUUCGCAUCCGGAAAACUGGACGGAUCACGAAGCUAACGAUGCGCCACAGGCGGUCGCCGGAUCACCGCCAAAAUCCAGCUCAGAUCAUACAAACAAAAACGAAGGCGCUGACAGAAGAAGCAGACUUUUUGCCAGGGAUCGGGGAACGCCGGGAAGUAACAAGUCCAAGAAACACAGUCUCAGCGUCGACCUCAAACCAGCCACCGACAUGAACAACGCCGAGCCGAGAAAGGCCCUCGUUGAACAAUUGGGUCGAGUUCUGCCUGACGACAGUCUUCCAGAGUCCGUGUCGCUCGUUUCUCUGGCCGAUCCUGGUGGUGCGGUUCUGGCUGCUCGGCUUCAGGAGCGAAAUCAGCGCGUUUUGACCACCGCAUCGCCAGCUGACAUCAGAGCGACGUUCACCUGCCUCGUUGCUCGCAUUCAAAAAUUCUGCAACAGCUCCGCUAAACCGCCGGCUCCUAUUAAGGUGGUUAUAGCGGGCGGUGACAGCUUCGUUAACGCUGUGCUUCGCCACUACGUCGAUCUCCUCAGCUUCAGGCCACCCGACUGGCAAAAUUAUCUCAGAUUCCUCGUCGUUCCCCUCGGCUCCAACACCCUAGCAAGGUAUCUCUGCUCCGUCGAUUCAAGGUACUCGAUGUUGUUUGGUGAGGAGUGGAGAGAAAUCAUGGAACGCGAGGGCGGAGGCGCCACCGAAGGCGCUGCAAGGGUCACGGAAUAUUUGGCCACCUGUGGACCGCUCCUGUCUCUUCCCAUUGCCGAGGCGAUGGUGACUUACAGGGAAACCGACGACAGCAGCCAGAUAUUCAUACCGUUUGUGAACGACGUUCGAGUCGGCUGUCCAGACAGUAGUGCGUCGGCUUCCGUCGACCUGGAAGAGGCGAUGGCUGUGUCUGGUUCCCCGCCUUCGCUGCCUCCCCCGGGUUUGCCAGUUCCACCUCCCAGUCGACUGACCCCUCCGAGCAGCCCGAACGUUGGCCAGCCGAGAGACGGUUGGGAGCCGGUCGAGCUGCAACUGGAUUACUGGGGAAAACAAACCAUAGGAGAUAAGGGAAAAAUCACUCUGAGGCAGGCGUUCAGGGCGCUUCACGUCCAGAGGUUACCUCCGCUUGGCGAAAACCCUGGACAUCAUAUGUCGAUGAAUUACACGACGAAGGAGAAGAAGCAGAAAAUAAUGAGACUGGGAAAGAAGAAGGAGAAGGAGAAGGAAAAUGAGCCAAAAAGUCAGACCGUCGAAGGUGUGGCGCGACUGAUAUGCUCGGCAAAAACCCACAACAUUCCAUUGAAAGUCAGUAUAGACGGCACCGAAUGGUACGGCGUAAAAUUCUUUCAACUGUCGGCGCAGUGGCAGACUCAUAUCAAGACGUUCCCUGUAUCGUUAUUGGCCUACAACGUACAGCAACAGUCCCUAAAUAUCACAUAAACCUUGCAAUUGACACGAGUAAAGUUCGACUUUGACAUGUGCAGCUUACAGUGAAUUUGACCCUGAUCGGUUAGUAAGUACUGAUUUCCUCGUUUCUUUCAUUAUUGGUAUUUAGUCUAUACAUGCAUUACGUUUAUUUUCUUCACUUUUACUUUAUAUCACAUAUGUUAUACAUUUUACCGCGUUACGAGGAUUACUAUCUUAUAAACUGAGUAGAAAAACGAUUUACUAAUCGUAUAUGUAAGUAGUAUCAAACUUUUUAUUCCAAAUUUAUAAUUGUUUCGUACUUAUGACUGCGAUACGCCAAAUCAUAUCCGUCGAGUUGUAAGAAAAAUACAACCGCCUCGAUUAAUAUCGAAUAAUUUAAUCACUGUAUCACCUUUACAGCCAUAUAGUUUUCUUCAAAGUGCAAUAAUUCUAGAAAGAUUUGAUCUUUCGGCGAAAAUCUUUCCGAUGAAUCAAAUUUAUCUACGACGUGUUCUGCCCUUUCCAUUUAAGAAGAAGAAAAAAGAAAGAAAACAAAAUACCUUUUCCUUUUUUUUUUCUCAUAUUUUUUUAUCUCGAUAUCUUUACAGCAGCGGAAAACAAGACUUCCGGCAAUAUGUUUAUCAUUGAUAGUCGGCAGGAAUCGAACAACAUAUCAUUAUAUUGCUUGACAAAUAAUCAAGAUUCAUUGACGUUGCGUCGUUUGACAUUUGACAUAAAAUGAAACUAUUCUUUUGCCAAUAAGCAUACAACAUAUUUCUUUUAAAAAUAUAACAAACACACGUGUGUGCGUUUAACAGGAUUUGAAAAUUUUUUUCCUCUCGCUGGAGAUAAACACUUAAUUAUUUUUUUUUUUUCGUUUAUUCAUUUACUUGUCACCUAAUUAUCUAAACAAACCCAAAUUCAGCACAAGGUCGUUUAACAAGAAAUUGCAAUUCUUUUUAAAUGUUAAUUAAUUCACUGAGGGAAAUGAAACCGAGUUGUCUGAAGAACUGAUCAUUCUAAUCAUACUUCACCAGGCUGUCGUAUGUACAUAUUUUAUUUUUUUUUCUUGUCUUUUCUUACUUUAUUGACUACUGUUUUCUAGAUUUGAGAUGUGCGUGCAACAAGACUCAAGCUUUAUUCACAUACUUUCUCUCUCUUCCAUCUUUUCCAUUCUCUCGUUUCUUUCCACAUUGACGAUGAACAAAGGAUAUUUUUUUAAACGACGCAGAAAUUUUCUUUCUUUUUCUUUAUUCUACCAAUGAUUCAAUGAUUGCAUAAAAUUAUAUAUAUAUACUAUCUAUAUGUAUAUAUAUAUAUAUAUUCAUAUUUUUUAUAUUCUUGACUCCCUUCUCAUAUUAUUAUUGUUGUUGGUUUUAGUGUUGUUAUUGUUAUUAUUAUUAUUUCCUUUUAUUUGUCCAAAUUUCUCGACUGUUCGUUAAAUGCCAAAGUCCAUAUGACAAUGACAACAACUUUUCAAUGGUUAAAGUUUUUUUUUUUUAUUCACCUUUCACUCAUUAAAAAUCAAGGAAUACGCAUGGCGUUGUAAUUAUUUACCAAACAAACAAAACACAAAAAAAAGAUAGAAUUAGCAAGUCGGACAAGUCCUUUCGUCAUUCGUUGUGCUGGCGGUAAAAUUCCUCGCGGUACUUCUUCGCACAUACAUUGUAUUAUUAUGUAUAAUUUCAUGAUCUUUGUAUUAUUAUUCUUAUAGAAAAGGGAGAGAAAAAUACUCACAGACUUUUUUGUAAUCGAAUAAUUUGGUAAUUUUAUACCGCGGAGAUAAGAACAACUGACGAGUAUAUCGUAACAGGCAAAUAAUUGUAUCAUUGAAAUUUCUUUUAUUCUUUACUGUUUUUUUUUUCUUUUUUUUUUUUUUUUUUCUUUCUCCUUCUCUCCUCUUACUUGCACAAUAUUUCAUCACGCUGUCGAGCGAGAGCAACGCACACGCAAACACACAUGAUAUAAUUUUAAGAAAUAAUUCAGUGACGGAAAUUUUUGCAGUCAUUAAUACGUUUUACAUGUCUAGAAAAAACUUGAUACACGCUGUUGUCGUUACAUUAUUUUCAUCGCCAUUGACCCCAAGUUCUAAAGCUGUACGCUUUUUAUCGUACAUAUGUAUUGCUAAUGCAUCUUAUUGUCAUCGGAUAUCUACUAGAGAGAUACAUGAUAUACUAUUAUAAUAUCAUACUUGGCAAUAUCCUCCGUUUUUAAUUGUAAAUUUAAUUUUGAAGCAAAAGCCACAUUUUUAUUAAUGCGAUAACGAAGAAUAUUAAUAAAUCAAGAUACGAUGAAAAUUUUUGGAUGGAAAUCGUGCAUAUAUGUAUAUACGGAGUAGUAUCUCGUAUAUCUCGUAUAUAAAACGUGUAUAUAUAGGUAUGUAUUUCGGAGAUUAUAAUACACACAAUAGACAGUAUUUUAUGCGAUAUUAUUUACAUACAUGUGCGAUUUUUCGUUUUUCGUUGAUGGUUUAUUUUCAUUAUUAUUGGUAUUAUUAUUACUACUACUAUUAUUAUUAUUAUUUAAACGAAAAGUUCCUCACCUUUUUGUUAAGCCUCUUUCUUUUUGCUUCUUUAAUUAUUAGUCACUGUUUUGUUCCUACUUCCAUCGCGUCAUUUCCAUUUUGUGAGACAAUUUUUCUAUCAUUUCAUUCUCCUACUACAAAGUACGCAGCUAUAAACAAAAUACACGUUAAGGAGAACUUUUAUUGUAACAAGUAACUCGUGGCUCGUGUCAGAUUAUAAAUUUAUAUAAUCGUUGAAAAUAUAUCCGAGGAAAAUUGCAGAGUUAUGAAAUAAAUAUAUCAAUAUUGUACAUGUAUAUACAGAGACAUACAUAUGUAUAAGAUGAAUUAUUAUGUACUACGCUACGAUGAGUCUGCGGGUGGAAAAUUGACUGUCCAAGAUAUCGUUGAAUUGAGAUUGUCAUCUAUAACGACUAGAUGUGUAAGAGUUAAUAUAACGAAUGAAAACAUUCCUGGAACGUGACGAAUCUGAAUCUUUAUCGAAAUGCGUAGUGCGAUUGAAUUUCUCUCUGCGAUGUAUCCGUGAACGUAAUUAUUAUAAAAUUGUCGCACAGUCGAAAUGUUCAAAGCUCAGAUAACGAGAUAGAAAAUAGAAAAAAAAUAAAAGAAGCUAGAGCUAGAGUUAAAAAACGCAAGUAGACGAAUGAAUAGAAAUUAACGCAGAUAUAACGCAGAUGCCAAAAGCUCAAUUGUUACAAUAAUUAAAGGGGGAAAAAAAAAAACUAAUAGAAUCGAAAAGAGAAGGAACAUAGAACGGAUUUAAAAUCUGGAUCAUAAAUUGAUCCUGUAGAAAAGUUUCAAUUUUGAUAAUAUCAGGGCAAUAUAUACAUUGUUAUACGUGUAAAAUUUAAAAGGAAGAUUGGAAUUAUCAGUCGAUAUUACGAUUAAAAUAUGUCUUUAUUCAGCUGCUUAAUCGCAAAAAGAAAUUGAGACGGUAGAAAUAAAUUUGACGGUACGUAUCGACGCUCUGAUUCUCAUUUCGUUAAACUUCGGAUCAAUUCAUACGAGACAUAACAAUACAAUGUCGAUGUAUAAAUAAGGGGUAGCGAACAAAAUCAACUUUCUUCCAAAUCGAGGGACAUUUUUUUUUUUUUUCUUCUUUCUGAAAUUUACAAUAUCUUUCGGAGUAAUAUAAUUAUCAUUUGAUAUGUGUGAGUAAAAAAAGUAAACUUGAAAUUUACAUGUAACGUAACGAACGAUGAAAAGAUCGAGAAAGAAGUUGAUUCAAUUUUCUGCGCCCUGGUUUUCAUAAUACGUAUAUUGUAAUUGAUAAAUAUUAAACAUACCUAUACAUGUGAUAUAGUAUUAUAUUAUUACUACUACCACCACUACUAUUGAACGUUAUAUAUAUAUAUAUAUAUAUUUGGUAUAGGAUAUCACGUAUUGUUAUACCUAUACCACCGAAGUUAUUCAAUAGAAUAGAAAUAAUUAUUGUGCCCCUCGUUACUUAUCUCUCAACCGGUUGUUGUUGUUGUUCAUUUCUGUAGGGAUCAAUUUCAAAAAUUUUUCAUUAUCUCCCCUGGCGAACAGAAUGAUUACGUGUAUGAUAAUGAAAUGAAAUUAAACUGGUUCAAGUACACAAA